Messenger RNA from Brienomyrus brachyistius, 2867 nucleotides. RefSeq names its product coiled-coil domain containing 113 (gene cfap263). The record is from RefSeq and is a predicted model, not a curated record. Gene Ontology annotation, biological process: cilium assembly. Gene Ontology annotation, cellular component: ciliary basal body; axoneme. Lineage: Eukaryota; Metazoa; Chordata; Actinopteri; Osteoglossiformes; Mormyridae. The coding region runs from base 1334 to 2419 and encodes 361 amino acids. The transcript is spliced from 8 exons.
AAGCGUAGUGCCGCAUUCAUUGAAAACAAAUAUCGGUGGUAUUAACGAUAUGGAAGAAGAGUCGUUGGCGCCCCCUUUUAGCGCGGAGGUCAACAUUAAGAAAUGAAAACGUAUUCUCAGCAAUUCUCAAUCCGGGGGUCGCAACCCAAAUUUGUGAACCACUGUUCUCGUCCAUCCUUCAAUCCAAGACCAGAAUCAGAAAGAAAACUUUAUCGAUCCCAGGAGGAAAAAUUCUUAUGCUACAACUGCACAGAUAGACAGAGAUACCAUUGGACCCGAUGAUAUCUAUAUAAUAAGAUGAAAAACCUAAAAUGUCACAAUCGAAGAUUAAAUUACAUAUAAAAGAAUAAAUGCAAAAUACACUAGAAUAUUAAACUCUCCAAGAGAAAAGAUACACCAUUAAUUUAGUACACUGGAGCUGAACCGUGAUAAAUCGACAACACAUCUGCAGUUUAUGAUCUAUAUUUACUUUACAAUUGCAAUAAAUACCUUACUCAGGGUGUUUCAGUAGUACUUUUUCGUAUUUUUCUAUUACAAGUUCGCUUCCCUAACCAUUAGGCCACAUUUUUAUUCUUUAGUCAAAGUAUUUUACACUAUAUGUUCGCAAAGUACUCAAGAUUUUAUAAAGCUUUUGAAGGCUGACUUCGUUUAUAUUUAAAAAGCUAAAGUCUGCUAAGAUGACUCUUUCAUUUUAAUUAGACUUGAGGCGAUCGAUAUACAUUCACAACACUCGGAGAUUACCAAUACAGCCUCUCCCCGGGUUACCAAAGGGUUACGUUCCGACAAACCUAUAUCAUAAGGCGAAAAUGUGUUUUAAUACAGUACACCUAACCUAACAAAGGUAGCUGAGCCUAUAGCUUUCAUAUACGUGUUUAGAAUACUUGCACUAGCUUACAUUCGGGCAAAAUCAUUAACACAAAGCCUAUUUUAUAAUAAACAUGUAAUGUACUGAAUGAUGUACUAAAAGUGAAAAUUAUUUACCCCCUGUAUUUUAAUACCGCCUGAAUUUUAAUGAAAAUACAGUUUCAUUAAAAGUAACUGAAGAAAGUGCCGCAGCAUGCGCAUAUACGCAUCCCGCCGAUUCUUUUCAUCAGACGUUCGAUUCUUUUAAACGAACAGUUUGAUAGAGUCGGUUCUAUAAAUUGAACCGAAUUUCCCAUCACUAUUUAGCAAGGUAACAGUAAUACGGUGGCAGUGUAUUAAAUAGUAAUUGGUAGUUAGUAAUUAGUAGUUCAGUAGGAGUGAUUUUUAGCCAAUCAGCGUCGAGGAUGAAACAUUUUUCUUGAAUCUAAUUGGUCUUGUUGGGCCUCGCGGAGUGUUUACCUUGGCAACCAUGGCGCAGAACAAGCUUAGCACCGAAGUUUCAGAAAUGGAGAAGCAGCAACUUAUUCACAUAUCGGAAGAACUCAGGAGGUCCAGCGCUGCCCUGCAGCUGGAGAAUGAGAUGUUUGAGCGACAUCUCAACCGGCUGAACCUUGCCUCACAGCUCGAGUCGGAAAACUUUGGAGUGGACUCUCAGAGGGGGCGUGAGCGGCACUCCAAAGCCCGGAGCUCGGCCUGCGACCAGCUGCCACUGCUCACCACGGAGCAGAAGUGUGAGGUGGCACAGCAGGAGCUGGAGGAGAUCAAGGCGGACCUGGAGAAGGGCAAGGCUAAUGCCGCGAGAGUCCUGAACGAUUUACAGGCUGACCUGGAAGAGGCACAAAUCCGGCUGGCAGAUAUAAAGAAAAUGAGGAGCGAGUUUGAACGCGACAUUGCCAAGGCAACGCAGGAGAAGACGGGCGUCAGGCUGGGGGCUGAGAAGCUCACUCGAUAUUUCGAGGACAGGAUGAGGUUAAGGGACGCCUUGAUAGAGAAGCUGCGGCUGAUGAAUGCCACGCUAAAGGUACACAAGAGGAAGGUAUGGAUGCAGCUGCGGCAGAAUGAGGAGAUGGGUGAGGCUCUGCAGAGGGUGGACUUCCAGAAACUGAAGAUCGAGAACACAGAGUACCUGGAGCUCAACAACAAGCGGAACCAGGAACUGCUGCACUUCAAACUGAAGGCUGGGAAGGUGAUGCAGAUGUUGAGCUCAGCCAAGAGAUGUCUCCAGGAUGCCACCCUCGAGUCUGAAUCACUGAACUACGAUGUCGGCUCUCGCAGGCACAUGCUGGCGAAGAUCCAAGUUGAGAUGGUCCUGGCUGAAGAGGAGCGAUCCAAGGCAGAGGUACUGAACAGGAAGCUGCGCAGGCGUCUGGAGGAGUACAGCGUACCUGAUGUGCUGCAGUACGUCGAGGUCACGAUGGCCCACAGGAAGCUGGAGCAGACCGUGCGCAACUGGGAGCGCAAGACUGAGAUUGCUCAGAUGGCCCUGAAGGCCCACACCAAGGGCUGUAAUCGUGCAUGGACUGGGCCCAGUCUGGAGUCGGUGACCACACUAUGACUGUUCACUUCCAGAGGAUACCUUUGCUCACCACCCCCGAUUUCUGAAGGUCUUUCUUUUCUUCCUCCUCAUGCUGGAUAGAUAACACCUAAUGCCUGGUUAAUCUGUGGUUUAGCUUAUUUUCACUGCUGUAAUAUUUGGGGGGGGGGGACAGAAUAACUGAAAAUGGCCACAUUGACACAGAUGGUACGAGCACAACAUUUUCAGACUACUGCUUUGGCUCAGCUUCUGUUUACCCACCCGUGCCCAAGCGGUAUUUUGUGUUUCAUGCCAUGAACACAGAGAACAUGUGAACCCUUGAUUCCACAUAGAUUCCUGCAUGAACCCUCAUGUCUCAUAGGAAUUCAAGAUCAUACAUAUGCACAUUGAAUAUAUAUUGAAUUUUGUUAUACUGGCUAGUUGCCACCUGUACAAUGACAAUAAAGGUAUUGUUUUUUUCCUAAUGAAA